AUGACACAGAGCGUGCUCAUCCUCGGAGCCGGCGAGCUAGGCCUGGCCGUGCUAGAAGCUCUAUCCAAGCACACGCUUCGCGAUGAGAUCUCCAAGCUGAGCGUGGCAGUACGCCGGUCAACCAUCGAAUCCGACGCAGGAGACAAGAAGCGUUCCGUGGAGCGCAUCCGGUCCCUGGGGGCCACUCUGGAGGGUACCGACCUGGCGGCCGCAUCCGUCGACGAGCUGGCCCCCAUGCUGUCCAGGUACGACACCGUCAUCUGCUGCACGGGUAUGGACCUUCCAGCAGGUACGCAGGUCAAGAUUGCGCGUGCGGUGCUCCAGGCCCGUGUGCCGCGCUACUUCCCCUGGCAGUUUGGCGUGGACUACGACGUCAUCGGGCAGGGCAGCUCGCAGGACCUUUUCGACGAGCAGCUGGCGGUGCGCGCCCUCCUGCGCGGCCAGGACGCCACCCGCUGGACAAUCGUGUCGACGGGGGUGUUUAUGAGCUUCCUCGUCGAGCCGGCGUUCGGCAUCGUCGACCUGGCCUCCAGGACGGUGCGCGCCCUCGGCAGCUGGGGCGCGCGCAUCACGGCCACGACGCCGGAGGGAAUCGGACGGGUGACGGCCGACGUGAUCAUCACCGGGAACGGCAGCAGGGAUACGGAUGGGAUCGUGUACGCGGCUGGGGAUACCGUCUCGUACCGGGAGCUGGCCGAUGCUGUGGACGCGCAGUUUGGCCCCCCCGCGUUCGAGAGAGAAGUGUGGGAUGCGGACGCGCUCGAGGAGCAGCUGCAGCAGAGGCCCGACGACGGCAUCGUCAAGUACCGCGAGACGUUUGCCAGGGGCGUCGGCGUGGCGUGGGAUCUGGAGAGGACGAUUAAUCAUCAGAGGGGGAUGGAGAUGUGCGACGUCAAGACGUAUCUGGCGAGUCUGGGGCGACGCCCGUAA
Messenger RNA from Geosmithia morbida, 930 nucleotides. Its product is annotated as Glutamyl-tRNA reductase. Gene Ontology annotation, molecular function: oxidoreductase activity. The transcript has a single exon. The record is from RefSeq and is a predicted model, not a curated record. Lineage: Eukaryota; Fungi; Ascomycota; Sordariomycetes; Hypocreales; Bionectriaceae. The coding region runs from base 1 to 930 and encodes 309 amino acids.